This is a messenger RNA of Rotaria socialis, 1317 nucleotides long. NCBI's taxonomy places the organism in Eukaryota, Metazoa, Rotifera, Eurotatoria, Philodinida, Philodinidae. The record is from the annotation of a GenBank genome assembly.
AUGAUUGCAUGCGUCAUUUAUUUUGCUAUCUUACAUCUAGUUUACAGUCAAGAUAUUUGCAAUUCUGUUAAUUGUGGUUCGGGCGCUUGUAUAUUAACACAAAAUCCUUCAUUACCAUAUUAUUGUCGAUGUUCAAGUGGUGCCAAUACGAUGUUGCCAUGUCCAUUCGAAAGUCCAUGUGCAAGAAAUCCUUGUGGACUAGGUGAAUGUGAAAUAGUGCCAAGUUUAAUUCAUGGAUAUCUUUGUCGAUGUCCUGGAAAUGUCAUUUCAUUAGCACAUUGCAAUGCUACUCGUAGUGGUUGCUAUUCAAAUCCUUGCAUCAAUGGUAUAUGUAUUGAAGGUUUAGCAAGUUUCUAUUGUAGUUGUUUACCGACAUGGACUGGAAAGUUAUGCAGCGAUAAAAUCGUAUCGGCUUGCUCGAAGAAUCCAUGUAGUCCAGGCAAAUGUUUUCAACUUGAUGAUCGAAAUAUACCCUUUGUUUGUUUAUGUCCUAAUGGGCAGUUUGGAACAUCUUGUUAUGCUUAUGGAUAUCCGUCGUCUACAGCCCGAAUGCUAACAAGUACAACCUCGACUGUUCGAUCACCCAAUGCAUGUAAUCCAUUGAAUUCUGAAUCUUGUUUUCAUGGUGGAAAAUGUUUGCAAACUACGCAUGGCCAUCGAUGUAUUUGUAAGACAGGUUUUACUGGCAGUUUUUGUGAACUCAAUAUUAAUGAAUGUGAAUCGAAUCCUUGCAUAAAUGACGGAAUAUGUUAUGAUCUUGAAUCAUCUUAUGUGUGCUACUGUCCAGAUGGCGUUUUUCGUCCGCAAUGUUUACCGCGAACUAAUAUUUUUUCAGUUGCUUCAAGUACUGCUCGAGGAUUGAUAUGUUCAUGUCAAAAUGGUGGCAAAUGCGGAUUGCAUGGUUCCGAGAAAUGUACAUGUCUCAAUGGUUUUACUGGUCGAUUUUGUGAAAAUUUAUCAAGUAAGUAUAAUACCUUUAGCUGUUUUUUCUAUUUAAAUAAAUCCUGUGAACAAAACGAUGCUAUUUGUUGUUCUUCUUCUUCUUCUCCUUCUAUGAUUAUCACAGCAAUCGGUGAUUGUAGUCGAAUUCAAUGCUCUAAUGGUGGUACUUGUCAUGAUAAUCCAUCGGAUUUAACGUCUUCACCUUCUUGCACAUGCAAAAGUGGAUACACAGGAAAAUAUUGUGAAACAGCUUCUGGCCCAAAUCCAUAUGGAAUGUUAGUAACUCGAACUUGCCCAUCAUCACUUCGAUUCAACACCCAAGCUGAUCGAUGUGAUUAUGCACAAAAUGUGCAAUGUUUUGAUCCUCAAAUAUAA